GCUCUCCGAUUGGCUAUCCUCAGGUGGAGUGGGCGGAGCCGAGCGAUGGCGGGCGCGUCGGUGAAGGUGGCGGUGCGAGUGCGCCCGUUCAACUCCAGAGAGACGGGACGCAACGCCAAGUGUGUGAUCCAGAUGCAGGGGAACACCACCUGUAUCUCAAACCCCAAACAGCUCAAAGAUGGAGCCAAGAACUUCUCAUUCGACUAUUCCUACUGGUCACACACAACGGCCGAUGACCCCAGCUUUGCGUGUCAGCGGCAGGUGUAUAAGGACAUUGGAGAGGAGAUGCUGCUGCACGCCUUCGAAGGAUACAACGUGUGUAUUUUUGCGUACGGUCAGACGGGGGCAGGAAAGAGCUACACCAUGAUGGGCAAACAGGAGCCGGGACAGGAAGGGAUCAUACCACAGCUGUGCGAGGACUUGUUCCAGAGAACCGGAGGAAACAAAGACCCCGACCUGACCUACUCUGUGGAGGUGUCCUACAUGGAGAUCUACUGCGAGCGGGUCCGUGAUCUGCUGAACCCAAAGUCCCAGGGGACUCUGCGUGUCCGGGAGCAUCCCAUCCUCGGCCCCUACGUGGAGGAUCUGUCCAAACUCGCCGUGACCGGAUUCACCGACAUCCGGGACCUGAUGGACGCCGGCAACAAAGCUCGGACGGUCGCGGCCACAAACAUGAACGAGACGUCGUCCCGGUCGCACGCCGUCUUCACCAUCGUCUUCACCCAGAAACGCCGAGACCAGAUGACCAGCCUGGACACAGAGAAGGUGAGCAAGAUCAGUCUGGUGGACCUGGCUGGAAGCGAGCGAGCCGACUCCUCCGGGGCCAAGGGAACCCGGCUAAAGGAAGGAGCGAACAUCAAUAAAUCUCUGACCACGCUGGGGAAAGUGAUCUCAGCGUUAGCCGAAAUGCAGAGCAAUAAGAAGAGGAAGAGUGAUUUUAUUCCCUACAGAGACUCUGUUCUCACCUGGCUGCUGAAGGAAAACCUGGGAGGAAACUCUCGGACGGCGAUGAUCGCCGCUCUGAGUCCCGCUGACAUCAACUAUGAAGAAACCCUGAGCACUCUGAGGUACGCCGACCGCGCCAAACAGAUCCGCUGCAACGCCGUGAUCAACGAGGAUCCAAACGCCAGACUGAUCCGAGAGCUGAAGGAUGAAGUGGAGCGGCUCAGGAACCUGCUGUUCUCCCAGGGCCUGCAGGAGCUGCUGGACAACGCUGUCAACAACAACAACAACAACAUCAGUCUCCCCGGUGUUGCAGGAAUGUCCUCUCCACUGCAGCUGGCCCUCACAGCCAAUGGGGUUCCACAAAAAAAUGGCUCCGCCCCUCCAGGCGGCGAGCCGGCGUCUUCCGGCGACGUUCCCACCGCCGACGGCGACCACCUGAUGGAGGAGGGCGAGGACGGAGAAGACGCCGCCGAGCCAAUCAGUAAAGAGGAAGCAGCCGAGAGACUGCUGGAGACAGAGAAGAUAAUCGCCGAGCUGAACGAGACGUGGGAGGAGAAGCUGAGGAAGACGGAGUCUAUUCGUCUCGAGAGAGAGUCCCUGCUGGCAGAGAUGGGCGUGUCCAUUAAAGAAGACGGAGGAACGCUGGGCGUCUUCUCUCCUAAAGGAACGCCUCACCUGGUCAACCUGAACGAGGAUCCUCUGAUGUCAGAGUGUCUCCUCUACUACAUCAAGGAGGGAUUCACCAGGGUUGGCCAGCAGGACGUGGACAUCAAGCUGUCGGGUCACUUCAUCAAAGAGAUCCACUGCGUGUUCGUGAGCGAGACCAACGAGCAGGGGGAAGUGGUGGUGACUCUGGAGCCGCUGGUGGGAGCCGAGACAUACGUCAACGGGAAGCAGAUCACCGACGCCGUCAUCCUAAAACAAGGUAACCGCAUCGUGAUGGGGAAGAACCAUGUGUUCCGGUUCAACCACCCGGAGCAGGCGCGGCUGGAGAGGGAGCGCAGCGUGACGGCCGAGCAGCAGGCGGAGCCCGAAGACUGGAACUACGCCCAGAGGGAGCUGCUGGAGAAACAGGGCAUUGACAUCAAACUGGAGAUGGAGAAGAGACUGCAGGACAUGGAGAUCCAGUACCGGAGAGAGAAGGAGGAGGCUGACCUGCUGCUGGAGCAACACCGACUGUAUGCAGACAGCGACAGUGGUGACGACUCUGACAAACGCUCCUGUGAGGAGAGCUGGAGACUGAUUUCAUCUCUGAGAGAGAAACUUCCUGCUAACAAGGUCCAAUCCAUAGUGAAGCGCUGUGGUCUCCCCAGCAGUGGGAAGAGGAGGGAGCCUCUGCGAGUUUAUCAGAUCCCUCAGAGACGGAGGAUCAGCAAGGACCCCAAACGGGUCACCAUGGAGGACCUGCGCAUGCAGGCGGUCAAAGAGAUCUGUUAUGAGGUGGCUCUGGGAGACUUUCGUCACUCCCGUCAGGAGAUCGAAGCGCUGUCCAUCGUCAAGAUGAAGGAACUCUGCCGCAUGUACGCCAAGAAGGACGCUAGUGAGCGGGAGAGCUGGAAGGCCGUGGCCCAGGACGUCUGCGACACCGUGGGCAUCGGCGAGGAGAGGAGCCCCCCUACGGAGGAGGGAGGGGGGGGCGGAGAGACGGGGGAGGGAGGGGAGAAAAAAAACGCCUAUGACCUGAAGGCUCACAUUGAUAAACUGACUGAUAUUUUAGAGGAAGUGAAGUUGCAGAACAACAUGAAGGACGAAGAGAUCAAAGCUCUGAGAGACCGGAUGAUCAAGAUGGAGAGCAUCAUCCCCGUUCAGGACGAGGACGUUAAUGGCGAAGAGGAAGAAGAUGGUGGCGAGUCGCCCCCGAGAGACGACGUCACGCGGCCGCCGGAGGUCCGAGUGAAGCGCCUGAUGGACGAGGACCCGGCGUUCAGGAGAGGGCGCCUCCGCUGGCUGAAACAGGAACAGCAGAGAAUCCUGAACCUGCAACAGCAGAACAUCACUAAGAAGCUCCGCGGACAGAACCAGACCCAGACCCAGGGUCAGACGUCCCCCGUUGUACCCAUCCACCUCCCCGGGACCGGCCGCUUCAUCCCGCCGCAGGAGUGCAAGCUCAAGUUCCCCUUCAAGAGUAACCCGGCCCACCGGUUGUCAUGGGGACCAGCCAACGCCGCCCUGCAGGCUCUGGGUCUAGGCGAGGGAGGGGGAGACCCAGGGGAGGUGCCGGAGGAGGGGGGGCGGAAAGCCUCUCCGUCGCCCCCGCCCGCUCUCCUGCCCCUCCCCUUCCAGGCUCCGCCCCCCCCUCGCAUGCGCACCCCUAGCCCCCACCGCACCUGGCAACAGCGUAACCAGGGCAACCAGGGCGGCUUCUUCUACCACAACAACCACCAAAACCAGCAGCAGUAUCAGCAGCAGCAGCAUCGCCGCCACCGCCGCAACUCCCUGGACCUCUCGGACCGCAGUAACUACGACAACGAGCAGCAUGGGCGAGCGAGGCAGAGGAGGGGGGCGUCGCCCGGGCCGGGGGGGGAGAGAGGAGGGGGGAGAGGCGGGGGAGGAGGAGGAGGAGGAGGGAGGGACAGAGACAGAGACGCAGGCUUCCACUACAACCCCCACCAGUACCAUCAGUUCCACCACCAUCCCUACUACAACCCCCACAAUGCACCAUUCCAGCCAGGGCCGCACCCCAACUACCACAGCCUGCCACGCCCUGGAGCUCCGCCCCCUCCCGCUGACAUGCUGCUGGGGCCAGGCGGGUGGGGCUUCAACACGCCGCCCAGGAUGAGACGCCAGUUCAGCGCACCAGACCUCAAAAACAACAAGGACACGCCCAUCUGACCUCUGAUUGGCUGCAGGGAGGACACACGGCGGGCCUGAUGCUGGAGAAAGAGAGAGAGAGAGUGUGUGUGUGUGUGUGUGUGUGUGUGUGUGUGUGUGUGGCUUCCUUCUAGCCUAUAGGACGCGUUAGCGUUCUGCCUUUGCCGUUCGUUAAACAGGAUGGAAGUUUAUUUUGUUGUUUUACCGAUCGCCAGACUCAAACAGAAUCUGCAGAUUUUAGCGGACUGUUUAUCUGAGUUGUAUUUUAAUUGAAGACUGCUGGUGCUGAUCGCUGAUUUAGAUCUCUGUGGCCUCGAUCAGUCGUUUAUAAAAAGGUUUUUAAAAGGUUAAAAGUUUAUAAAGAUCGGUGCCUUAAAGCUAAAGUGUUAGCUCCCGCGGCUAGCUGCUGUUAGCGGAAGAAGUCUUGCGUUGAAGCUACUUAAAGAUGAAGUACGUUGGUUAGUUUGAGUGUUAGCUCCUCUCUUUUAGCCGCUGGAGGAGGCCACACACACCCAGGAGGCUAACUAGCCUGGUUUAGAGGCGUGAGUGUUAGCUCAGUGGCUCUUGAGCCGGCUAAUUUGAUGAAGUGCUGCACAAGGGGGAGGGGGAGUAUUAGCCUAGCCUAGCCUAGCUUAGCUUUGCUUAGCUAAGGCUGCGUUUGCGUUGUUUAGGAGUUACAGAUCGUACGACUUCAGCAACGAGGAAGUAUUUAACACAGAUUAAGUUAACACUUAAGGUUAAUGUUUGCUUUUUUAAGAUGAAAUCAUGAGUUCAAGAUUUUAAAGUGUAAAAAUAUGCAAA
This is a messenger RNA of Sander lucioperca (pikeperch), 4557 nucleotides long. RefSeq names its product kinesin family member 1C (gene kif1ca). NCBI's taxonomy places the organism in Eukaryota, Metazoa, Chordata, Actinopteri, Perciformes, Percidae. Gene Ontology annotation, biological process: microtubule-based movement; cytoskeleton-dependent intracellular transport; vesicle-mediated transport. The record is from RefSeq and is a predicted model, not a curated record. The transcript has 28 exons. Bases 46 to 3777 code for a protein of 1243 amino acids. Gene Ontology annotation, cellular component: microtubule; dendrite; axon. Gene Ontology annotation, molecular function: ATP binding; ATP hydrolysis activity; microtubule binding.